This is a messenger RNA of Frieseomelitta varia, 2402 nucleotides long. RefSeq lists its product as uncharacterized. The record is from RefSeq and is a predicted model, not a curated record. The transcript is spliced from 2 exons. NCBI's taxonomy places the organism in Eukaryota, Metazoa, Arthropoda, Insecta, Hymenoptera, Apidae. Bases 109 to 981 code for a protein of 290 amino acids.
CGGUCAGCGUCCUCUUAGUUGCUGAAGCAAGUGUCAUGGCGUCGUUUGAGUGCGUAUAAAUAUAUAUCGUUUUCUGGGAAACAUUAUUUGUAAAUACUCACGGAUCCUAUGAACAGUAUGAACAGUUUGAAAAUGAAGAGAUCUCCGUUAAACACGCCGAGUGGUAGUAGGGAGAAACAAAGUUACAACUGGAGGUCGCACGACUACAAAAAUAGAAUAGGUUAUGGUCCCGGUAAAAGUGAUGGUCAUCAGUGUCAUACUCCGAAAACUUCACCGAGUCAGAAACAUUUAGGGAAUGACUUUAUCCCGUUGAAUAUCAGCACUCCAUUGCCAGAGCACAAGAGGUUCAGUAAUAAUUGGAACGGCUAUGGGGGUCGAAAUCACCAUAAUUCAGGUAGUGGCGGGUUUAAACACUACAGGAACCAGUACCAUUCGAGCCCAAAGUCAAAUUUCAGUAAUUCAUACUCUCCUUACAAGCUCUCUGGCAAGCAAUUUUACGGCCAGAAAAGGGUUCAGCGAAGGGAUACACGCAAACAGAUUGACAUAUCAUCCUACGUUGAUAUGAAAGCCUUUUUGGAAGAUCCUUGGGCAGAUUUGACGAAAAUGUUGAAUGAAUCUAAAGAGACAAGUGAGAACGAAUCGUCUAAGCUUGAACAGUCGUCCUUGUCGCAAGUCGAUGUAGAUUCAGAUUCGAAUGCUGAAUGUAAAUCUGUGUCGAACGUCGACGAUUCUUAUUCUAGUUCAAAAUCUAGGAACGAAUCUUUCGUAGACAUAAAAUUGCGGUUGGAUGAUACGGAUGUUAGCAAUAAGUCGCAAACAGAGAGCUCGAUAGAUUUAAAGAUUGAUGAUAUGAGAUGCAGUCAAGAUUCAGAAGAUGACGGCGUUUGCAAUAAUAGUAGUAGCAUAAGUGAAAGUAUUGAAAGUGAGAGUAACGUUAAUGAUCGUGCUUUAGAGACAAAUGUAGUUCAAGCUCUUGUAUAACAGUGACAAAGAGUAAAAUGCACAUAAGAAGAGUGGCAAUUCUUCAGUUUAGUGCAUGGUACGUUUCAUAUUGUAUAUACAAAUAUUCAGUUGUACAUAAGCAUUACAAAAAUCUAAGCUCGUUUUAGAUUUUUGGAAUAAUAAUCUAGUAUGUAAACAAACAAAAAAAAAAAAAACAAAAAAAACAGAUACUAAUUUUUUAGUAAUGUAAACUCUUUUUCCGUCUUGAAGGUAGCUCUAUCAGAGAAGCAUAUCUAACAUAUAUGCGAAGUACGAUAUAUUGAAAUUAUCUUUUAAAUUAUAUCUUCACAAAAAGGCUGUGAAAAAGAACGUAGUUUACAUGAAAAAAAAAAAAAAUUAUACAUGUGCAAUUUUUCAGUAUGUACUGAAAAAGAAGAAGUAUAAUAACAAGAUGAAAAGAAGUCUUAUGAAUGAAGAAGUUUCAAAUAGAUUCAAUAUAUAAAUACAUUUAUUGGUCAAAAGUGUCAUAUAUACAAAUGAGAUUAUAUUACACAGUUUUAUGACAAUUUCAUAUACAUAUAUCGCUGUACCAUGGGACUUCUUUUCAUCUCAGUACAAUAAGUACAUAUGGGAUAUGAGGGAACAUUAAACCAUAACACCAAUUUCUCACCAAUAAAUUAAGAACAAUGUAAGCUACAGUUAACAAAACGUAAUGCGCUCAGAAAUUAAUUUUAACUUCACCUGAACGAAGCGAUCGAUAAAAUGUCCAUAUCUUCAAAUAUUAUUGUUGGAUGGUGGCUUUCGAUUGAUUUCAAUUUGUUAAUCCAUGUGUAUUUCUUGUGCUAAAAUACAGAAAUGUAUGCAUGAUGAAUUAAGAGUAUGUAUGUAUAUAUAUAUAUAUAUAUAUAUAUAUACAUAUUGUAAUAUCCAUCUAGGCAAAUGCAAUGUUAUAUACAAGCGUAGAAAUAAUCAUAAAACAUGCCCAAGUAUGAAUUUGGAAUUUAACUCUGCUGCAUUAUUUACGUAUCGUCUUAUCUUCGAUUUACACCGUACUCGAUUAUAUAUUUGUGUUAAAAUUCUGUAAGUAACAAAUUGUCACGUGCAUUUGUUCUUACUUUGAAUUUGGAGAAAACGUGCUAAUGUAGUGAAGUAUUUGUAAAAUUAAAAUGGCUAGGAUACAAAAUUUGUACAAUUGUUAUCGUAGAGAAAAAGUUUAUUUCCGAUCUUUACACAUUUUUAUAACACGUGCUUUAAACGACAUGCUUUAAACGUGUCCUAUAUGUUUGAUUGACAUAGUAACUCGAUGUACAAAUGAUGAUCUGGUACAAAAAUUUACAUAAUUUAAGAGAUUCCUGGUUUCAUUUCUUCAAAUUGUGAUCGUGCAAAAAAUGUAAUUGAUGUCUAAAGCUGUAAUCUGUACAAGAGGAAAUUGUUUAAAAUACACUUAAACUAUGAUAGUA